This is a messenger RNA of Thyridium curvatum, 1641 nucleotides long. RefSeq lists its product as uncharacterized. The coding region runs from base 1 to 1641 and encodes 546 amino acids. NCBI's taxonomy places the organism in Eukaryota, Fungi, Ascomycota, Sordariomycetes, Thyridiales, Thyridiaceae. Gene Ontology annotation, biological process: inositol biosynthetic process; phospholipid biosynthetic process. Gene Ontology annotation, molecular function: inositol-3-phosphate synthase activity. The record is from RefSeq and is a predicted model, not a curated record. The transcript is spliced from 3 exons. Gene Ontology annotation, cellular component: cytoplasm.
AUGACACCACACGCGGAGGCUGAGACGGCCUCGUCGAACUGGGGACUAUGGAGCAACGGCAGCUACGAAAGCCCAUCCUCGUCUAGAGAGCUCUUCACGGUCAACUCCCCCAACGUUGUGUACAGGGAUGAUGAGGUGCUUUCCAAGUACACGUACCGAACCACAACCGUUACCAAGGACGCCAGUACUGGGCAAUAUAUUGCCACCCCCACAGAAACCAGGUACGACUUCCGAGUCGACCGCAGAAUCCCCAAGGUCGGGGUCAUGCUCGUAGGCUGGGGUGGCAACAACGGCACGACCGUUACGGCCGGACUGCUCGCUAAUCGUCGCGGGCUCGUGUGGGACACGCGUGAGGGCCCGAGGGCUGCGAACUACUAUGGAUCGUUGGUCAUGGGCUCUACCAUGAAGCUCGGCAUCGACGCAGAGCACCGGGACGUGAAUAUUCCCUUACACAACGUACUGCCAAUGGUACACCCCAACGAUCUCAUGGUGGGCGGAUGGGAUAUCAGUAACAUGAACCUCGCGGAGGCCAUGGACCGGGCGGCAGUGCUCCAGCCAACGCUGAAAAUGCAACUCAAGAAAGAGAUGGCCCAGAUGGUGCCCCUCCCUAGCAUCUACUAUCCCGACUUUAUCGCCUCCAACCAGAGCGGUCGAGCAAACCAUGUGCUUCCUGGCGACCGCGCCUGCAUGGCCCAUGUAGACCAGAUCCGCAAAGACAUUCGAAGCGAUUUCAAAAGCGCAAACAACCUCGACAAGGUUGUAGUCCUGUGGACUGCUAACACGGAACGUUAUGCCGAUAUAGUCGCUGGUAUAAACGAUACAGCAGACAACUUACUCGAGGCUAUCACUCAGGGCCAUAAGGAGAUCGCGCCUUCAACCAUCUUUGCGGUAGCUUCGAUCCUUGAGAAGACCCCGUUUAUUAACGGCUCGCCGCAGAAUACAUUUGUGCCUGGCGCUAUCGAUCUUGCCCAGAAGCAUGGUGUAUUUAUCGGUGGCGAUGAUUUCAAAUCUGGACAGACUAAGAUGAAAUCUGCCUUGGUAGAAUUCUUAAUCAACGCGGGUAUCAAGCUUGUUUCUAUUGCGAGCUAUAACCAUCUAGGGAAUAACGACGGCAGAAAUCUGAGCGAACAGAAGCAGUUCCGAUCUAAAGAGAUCUCGAAAUCUAACGUAGUGGACGAUAUGGUCGAGGCAAAUACGAUCCUCUAUAAGGAGGGAGAGCAUCCGGACCAUACCGUUGUUAUCAAGUACAUGCCUGCUGUGGGCGAUGACAAGCGGGCCCUCGAUGAGUACUACGCCGAGAUCUUCCUGGGUGGUCAUCAGACGAUUUCAAUCUUCAACGUCUGCGAGGACUCGCUUCUAGCGUCUCCCCUCAUUAUUGAUCUCGUCUUGAUCACCGAGAUGAUGACCAGAAUUCAGUGGAGAUCCAGCUCCUCCAAUGACCUCGAAUCCACUAUUCCAUACGAGAGCUUCCACAGCGUCCUGAGCAUCCUCAGCUACAUGCUAAAAGCUCCCUUAACUCCGCCUGGAACUCCGGUGGUCAAUGCAUUGGGGAAACAGCGCGCCGCCCUAAUCAACAUCUUCCGGGCCUGCGUGGGUCUAGAGCCGGAGUCCGAUUUGGCUCUUGAGCAUAGGCUGUUCUAA